AAAAUCUCUCCUUUUCGUUUCUUCAUUUCUAUUUUCUUUUGGGUCUCUGCUUCCUCAUUUUCAGUCUCAAGUUCUGCCCUUUUUCUUUAAUUGGUUAUUAAUUACUUGGCUUCUCUCAAUCAUAGAUCCAAUAAAUCUCCCAGGAACCACGGGGAUUCCCUGCUUCUUUCGCUGAAGCAAUAGAUUCUGAUUCUCGUCCAAUAUUUGAUUUUCUCAACUGGGUUUUGUUGGACUUGUAAAUUCUGUGUUGCUGGGUUUCAAAGUUGAUUCCUUUUGACUUUUUGGAUUCUGGGUAUCAACUCUCUUCUUGCUUUCUGAUUAGUCUCUCUUGUUGCUGAAUUGGGAUAUUUUGCUUUGCCACUUAUCAGAGUUACGAAGCUGAAGCUUCUUUGGAUUUAAACUUUCCAAAGCCUUUGAUAAUUCGAAGCUGAAAAUGACGAUUGUGAGCACCGCACCUAAGACUGAGAGGAAGAAGUCAAGGAAGAACAAGGCAAUAGUUAAUGAGAACGCUCCCUUGUUGCCUAAGACUCAAGAGAGUGAUGCUGGUUUUGAUGAUUUCAAUGGAGCUUCAUUCUCGGGAGCAGUUUUCAACUUGUCAACAACAAUCAUUGGUGCUGGGAUCAUGGCCUUGCCUGCAACCUUGAGGGAGUUGGGGAUGUUGCCUGGCCUCGCCUUCAUAGUCUUCAUGGCUUUGUUGACUGAGAAGUCAAUUGAGUUCUUGAUCAGGUUCACCAGGGCAGGAAAAGCUGUUUCCUAUGGUGGCCUCAUGGGGGAUUCAUUUGGGAAAUAUGGGAAAGCACUUGUGCAGCUAUGUGUCAUAAUCAAUAACAUUGGUGUGCUCAUUGUUUACAUGAUCAUAAUUGGUGAUGUGCUGUCUGGAACAUCUGCAAGUGGAGAACAUCAUUCUGGUAUCCUUGAAGGAUGGUUUGGUGCACAUUGGUGGACCGGGAGGACAUUUAUUGUCCUGUUUACAACACUGGCUAUAUUUCUUCCACUGGCAAGCUUUAAGCGAAUUGAUUCCUUGAGAUUCACAUCUGCACUCUCAGUUGCACUGGCAGUUGUUUUUCUUGUCAUUGCUGUGGGAAUCUCAGUUGUCAAGGUUAUUAGCGGGGGCAUUGCAAUGCCAAAACUCUUCCCAGCCAUUCCCGAUGUGACAUCGUUCUUUAAUCUAUUCACUGUGGUUCCUGUGUUUGUGACUGCAUAUAUCUGCCACUACAACGUUCACAGCAUAGAUAAUGAACUUGAGGACUCCUCACAGAUGCAAGGGGUUGUACGCACUGCCCUUGGUUUAUGCUCUUCCGUGUACUUAUUGAUAAGCUUCUUCGGGUAUCUUCUAUUUGGCGAAGGAACUCUUGAUGACGUGCUUGCCAAUUUUGAUACCGACCUCGGAAUCCCUUUCAGUACCGUCCUCAAUGAUGCUGUCCGAUUGAGCUACGCUGCACACCUCAUGCUUGUAUUUCCAGUUGUUUUCUAUCCGCUGCGGCUCAACAUAGAUGGUCUCCUCUUCCCUUCAUCAAGGCCCUUGGUUCUGGAUAACUUCAGAUUUGCAACAGUCACUGUUGGCCUAAUUGGUGUGAUCUUCCUUGGCGCAAAUUUCAUACCUAGCAUUUGGGAUGCUUUCCAGUUCACCGGAGCAACUGCUGCUGUCUGUCUAGGAUUCAUAUUCCCGGCUGCCAUUACUCUUAGGGACAGGUACAACAUAGCGACCAAGACAGAUAAGAUUCUAUCUGUGCUGAUGAUAGUCCUUGCAGUCUUCUCAAACAUUGUGGCCAUAUACAGUGAUGCCUAUGCUUUGAUCAAGCAGAACAAGGGUUCUCGCGCGUAAUCCGUGUUGCACGAGCACAAGUUCUGCGAAAACUGGCAGUAGAAUCAUGGUCAGCCUCUCACAUGGAAACAAGUCAAGUGGCAGGGGCAGUUUGAAAAUCAGGGUUGAAUAAAAAUGAGAAGCUACACUCUGUACAAAUUUGCUUCAGGAGUGUCGAGAGGCAUGGCUUGCACUGUAACAUGCAUUCAGCCUCCCUUUGUCAUGUGCUAUCUUUUUGUGAACAUGUAAUAUUUUAGUCCUGCUUGUAGUUUAAGAUUCCUCUCUUUUCCCCUGAAUUAUUUUACUCAUAAGUGUAAUAAGCUAUUGUUGGCAUUGUCAUGUAUUUUUAUACAACCUAUGAAUUAUGUUCUAUAUGCAAGUGGUAUGAUCCAAGAAUUGAACAUCA
This is a messenger RNA of Arachis duranensis, 2210 nucleotides long. Its product is annotated as amino acid transporter AVT6A. The record is from RefSeq and is a predicted model, not a curated record. The coding region runs from base 434 to 1825 and encodes 463 amino acids. Gene Ontology annotation, molecular function: amino acid transmembrane transporter activity. Lineage: Eukaryota; Viridiplantae; Streptophyta; Magnoliopsida; Fabales; Fabaceae. The transcript has 6 exons. Gene Ontology annotation, biological process: amino acid transmembrane transport.